AUAUUUUCUUUUACUUAAUGGCAACUGUAAGCAUCCCGCCUCCGAACAGCUGUUUGUUUUAUAAGGAACAAGGAACUGAUAACAAAACACCGGCAUUUAUUAAAUAAAAAUAAUAUUUAUUACGAACAAUGUCACGUAGCAGUUUCCUGAAGCCUCUCCGAUUUUGGCCAUUCCAAAUUCAACGUUUCACCAGCAAGCAACAUUGGGAGAAGCCCAUAAGCGGCAGGGAUACCGGUAUACAAAUAUAUAAUUGUAUAACACGCGAAAAAGUUCCGUUGAUACUGCCCAACAACACAUAUGCGACCUGGUAUACAUGUGGUCCGACCGUUUACGAUUCUACACACAUUGGUCAUGUUAGUUGCUACGUUAAGCUAGACAUCAUACAACGUAUACUGCGCCAGCAUUUUAAUGUGAAUCUAGUAACAGCUUUGAACAUAACGGAUAUUGAUGAUAAAAUAAUACACAGAAGCAAAGAAAGUGGUAGAGAUUGGCGUGAGUUAUCACGGUUCUACGAAAACGAGUUCUGGUCAGAUCUGGCACAACUUAACAUACAAGAGCCAAAUAUAAAGCUUCGUGUAACUGAGCAUAUACCACGAAUAAUCGAAUUCAUAAAGCUUAUUAUAGAAAAGGGUAGCGCUUACAAAGAUAGUGAUGGUAGCGUUUAUUUUUCAGUGAACAAAUGUGAAAAUUAUGGCAAAUUACAAAAAGUGAACAUGCAGGUAGAGCCAGAUGAGUCCACAACUGGUAAAAAUGCGGCAGCUGAUUUUGCACUGUGGAAAGCGCAAAAAACUGAAAAUGAACCAGCAUGGCCGUCACCUUGGGGCGCUGGACGUCCUGGUUGGCAUAUUGAAUGCAGCACCUUAGCCAGUAUGGUUUUUGGUCAACGCUUGGACUUCCAUGCUGGCGGUUUGGAUUUACGAUUUCCACAUCAUGAAAACGAGGAAGCCCAAAGUUGCGCCUACCACAACACAAAUCAAUGGGUGAAUUAUUGGCUUCACACCGGUCAGUUGCAUAUUAAAGGCCAGCCAUUAAAAAUGUCAAAAUCACUGAAAAAUACCAUAUCCGUCGGUGCCAUGUUGGAACGUUAUACAGCUGACGAGUUUCGCAUGGCUUGUGCGCUGUCCAACUAUCGUAACGCUGUAGACUAUAGUGAUGCAAUAAUGCAAACGUCCAGGAAUACGCUGAAACGUUUAAGAACGUUUAAGGCUGAUUGUAAUGCGUAUUUAAGUGGUAAAAAGCGUGUUGCUCAUGUGGACGCAAGUGAGGUGCUCAGUGGCUUACAACGUGCACAACAAGAAAUAGAUGCUUGCUAUAAGGAUGAUUUCGAUACAGCAAGUAGUGUGGGUGUACUGCUGGAACAAUCAAACGCAGUGAGUCGGCAAAUUAAUGGAGGAGUUAGCGAAAUUGAACAUAAUUUAACUGCAAGCAGUUGUGUGGAUGCUAUAGCAGCUGUUGAUAAUUUUAUACGACAACACCUACAUAUUUUAGGAUUCAGUUCUUUAGAAACAUCAAAAGCGCAGGUAUUAAGUGCGAAUUUCAAUUUGGACGCUUUUGUAGAAGAUUUGUUGCAAUCAAGGCAUUUAAUACGUGAACGUGCGGUGGCGGGGAAGAACAAAGAAUUAUUUGGAAUUUGUGACGAUUUGCGUAAUUGCUUGAGUCAACAUGGAAUUACUAUACAAGAUCAUAGUCAGGGCACUUCAUGGCAAUUUAGUGACAGUAAGAAAUAAAGUUGUUUACUUGAAAAAAUA
Messenger RNA from Bactrocera dorsalis (oriental fruit fly), 1748 nucleotides. It is a transcript of the gene CysRS-m, whose product is annotated as probable cysteine--tRNA ligase, mitochondrial. The transcript is spliced from 2 exons. Gene Ontology annotation, molecular function: cysteine-tRNA ligase activity; ATP binding. The record is from RefSeq and is a predicted model, not a curated record. Gene Ontology annotation, biological process: cysteinyl-tRNA aminoacylation. Lineage: Eukaryota; Metazoa; Arthropoda; Insecta; Diptera; Tephritidae. Bases 129 to 1727 code for a protein of 532 amino acids. Gene Ontology annotation, cellular component: cytoplasm.